Phytophthora infestans T30-4 is the source of this 646-nucleotide messenger RNA. RefSeq names its product rho GDP-dissociation inhibitor. Gene Ontology annotation, biological process: Rho protein signal transduction. Gene Ontology annotation, molecular function: protein binding; Rho GDP-dissociation inhibitor activity. Gene Ontology annotation, cellular component: membrane; cytosol; cytoplasm. The transcript has 4 exons. The record is from RefSeq and is a predicted model, not a curated record. NCBI's taxonomy places the organism in Eukaryota, Oomycota, Peronosporomycetes, Peronosporales, Peronosporaceae. The coding region runs from base 98 to 646 and encodes 182 amino acids.
GAGAAACAUGGCAGACGCUGCUGCCGAUGAGGCCACGACUGCUAGUCCUAUCAGCAGCCGAGACGGCGAAGAUGUCAUGUCACCAUCGAACUAUCGGAUGAGCACCCAAGCGAUCAAGUCGGUGGACGAGCUGCUGGCUAAAGACGCAGAAGACGAGAGUCUAAGGAGAUACAAGGAGCAGCUACUGGGAUCAGCAGCUAGCGGAGAUCGAGGAGACGCAAAUGACACCCGCCGAGUGGUGGUGGAGGAGUUCAAGGUCGAGUUUGAAGAUGGACGAGAGGACAUUGUGUACAAUCUGGACACUUUAGAGGGCGCGGAGCACAUGCGCACGACGCCUUUUGUCAUGGCUGAAGGCUCUCGCUACCGCUUCGCCAUUUCAUUCCGUGUGAACCAGGCGAUUGUCAGUGGUUUACGCUUCCGAAACAAAGUUAAGAAGACUGUGCUAUCCACGAGCGAUGAGAUCGUUUUGGGAUCAUACGCUCCACGAUCCGAAAACUACGUAUUCGUCUUCCCUCGUCACGAAUGGAUGGAAGCUCCGUCGGGACUUUUCUAUCGCGGAAAAUACAUGGGCAGAUUCAUCUUCGCUGACGACGAUCGCGUUGAACACCUCAAGUUGUUCUACACCUUCGAAAUCAAGCGAGGAUAA